This is a messenger RNA of Alternaria atra, 1179 nucleotides long. RefSeq lists its product as uncharacterized. The record is from RefSeq and is a predicted model, not a curated record. Gene Ontology annotation, molecular function: oxidoreductase activity. The transcript is spliced from 3 exons. NCBI's taxonomy places the organism in Eukaryota, Fungi, Ascomycota, Dothideomycetes, Pleosporales, Pleosporaceae. Bases 1 to 1179 code for a protein of 392 amino acids.
AUGGCUACCGCAGCCACUGCCACUGCCACACAACCACCGCUCGGCCUGGUCUCCAGCACUACACCCGCAGCCCAGCCACCACCCGGCCAGCCGGAUAUCUCCUAUCACCCCGACUGGAACAAGUACCAAGCUCGUGUAGCCCGUCGCACUCAGACUGAGAACCUCCCGAAAACCCUCCCCGAGGGAUUUCCCAAGGAGCUAAAGGGCGAUCUAGUUUGGGAAGGGGAGUCCCUCGCCCAGAAAUACGAUUGGACUUACGUUUUCUCGGCCGACCAACUAGCGGAGAUAGACAAUGCAGUCACCCAUUUCAAGUCCCUCAAGCUCGGCCUUGGCUACAUAACGCAGGAGACGUUUCCUCUUCCCAAUCUGCAUGCUGAGUUGCGCCGUCUCUCCCACGAGCUACAUUUUGGCCACGGCUUCUUUGUUCUUCGUGGUCUGGAUGUUGAUAAGUAUACACGCGAGGAAAAUGUCAUUAUCUACACUGGUAUAUCCUCGUACAUUGGCUCCAUCCGGGGCCGUCAGGACGCUUAUCUAGAUGGCAAGCGUGCGGAUGUCGUUAUAGGACAUAUCAAGGAUGUCAGAUCUGGACUUGGGGAUGGCAAGAACAAGGAUCAGAUUAAGAUCGGUACUCCAGCUUAUACGGCCGACAAGCAGGUCUUCCAUACUGACUCAGGCGAUAUCGUCUCUCUCUUCGCGCUCUCAACGGCGGCAGAAGGAGGCGCUAGCCGCCUUGCCAGUACGUGGCGUGUUUACAAUCAUCUGGCUGCAACGAGGCCCGACCUUAUCCAUACAUUGAGCGGAGAUUGGGAAGCAGACCUUUCGGAAGUCGCUGAUACAUUCUUCUUCGCGUUUAGCUUCACCAAGACCGUAGACGACAAAGACAAAUUUGCGAAGCGGCCUCUACUUUACUACCAGCCGGCCAGCGCAGAUCGCAAGACGCCAGAGAGGAUCCUUCUCCAGUAUGGCAGGCGUUACUAUGUUGGAUUUGGGCAGCUUCCGCGCAGCAGCCAUCUGCCACCAAUUACCGAAGCCCAGGCUGAGGCGCUCGAUGCCUUACAUUUCUUAGGCGAGCGUUUCAGUGUAUCGACCAAUUUCGAGAAGGGUGAUAUACAGUAUAUCAACAAUGUAGCCAUAUUCCAUGCGCGUGACGGCUUCACUGAUGAGGGCGACAAGCAGUGA